Molecule: messenger RNA, 848 nt
Organism: Prunus mume (Japanese apricot)
Lineage: Eukaryota; Viridiplantae; Streptophyta; Magnoliopsida; Rosales; Rosaceae
Source: RefSeq, a predicted model, not a curated record
CACAUGAUCAAUUUACUUUUUUUUUCUUCAAUCAAAAUAUACUUUUACAGACGUAGGUCUACAGCAGCCGCCAUGACGAAAUUCGAUGAGAUACCGCACCCGAGCCACCCAGAACACAAGCUGGAGCAGAGGUGGACAGGGAAGCUUUUCAUGUGCAACGGGUGCAAUGAGCCAGGCAUAGGUUCACACUACACGUGUCCCCAAUCCUCAUGCAGCUUUGAUCUGCACAUGCACUGUGCCAUCCCUUUGGGCAUUUUCCAACACCGCUUCCAACGCGGUUGCAGCUUCCAACUCCUCCCAAGCCCACCGGAGAACGCUCGCAGCUGCAAUGCAUGCGGGGAGAAAGGAACGGGGUUCGUGUACCAUUGCGAAGGCUGCAAGUCCAACCUCCACCCCUGCUGUGCUAAGCUGCCCAUGAAGCUCGAGGCUGGAGAUGUCAACCUCUAUUUGUAUGAAAAAGUGAAAAAAUCGUGCCAAGAAUGUGGAUAUAAAGGGAAGGGCUGGUGUUACAGGUCCGUGGACAAGAAAUGUUAUCUGCAUGUGGCAUGUGCGAAGAAAUUGAUAGCAGAAAAAUGGCUACAUGGCUCGGGACAUGGUGAUGAUUUGCAGACCACAAUUCCAAACCUUAACAACAUGAUUCAAAAGUACCAUCAACCUAAAGGGAAGUUGAAGAGGUUCGCUGAGAUUGUCCGGUUGGUUUUGCAGACGGUGAUAUCAACUCUGCUAGGUGAUCCAACGGCUUUGAUUGCUGGAACUGUCAAGUUGCUAUUGACAGAUGAUUGACUUGGUAAAACCUAGUUGAAUGAUUUUGUUUUGUUUUAUUUAUUUGUUUAUUUUUGUAAGAGAUA